AGAACGAGAGAGGGAGAGCUUUUAAGGGAUUUGGCAGUGAUUUGUAGAAUCUCACUGCAGUAAUGUUUCGCUCUCCCUCUACUUUUCCCUGACCCUGCCACGAUACCACAGCCUCAAAAGUCAGUGAAAUCACACCUACUUCUUUUUUUUAUUUUUUGGGGGGGGUGACCAUUGUUUUCGGUGUGUUGUGGUGAUUUUCGAGAGUGCACGGUGGCUGUCUGAGAUGAUAGCGGAUUUACUUUCAGUGAGGAGAGGAGAGCCUUGCCUCCAGAGUAUAUAAUCACAUUUUGGACCAUGGACGCAGGCCUGUGUGGAGGAGCUCAUGUGAUGGAUGAGAUCAGGACCGGUCGAUGAAGAAUGGGCAGGUGUCAAAUGUAGAGGGAGUGGCCUGGUGCUGUCUGUCAGUACCUCCGCUGGUCAUCAUAAUGACAUCGGAGGCCUGCUCAUCCCAUCGGUGCUCCUGGCUCAGUUCACUGUCCGGAUGCCCGACGUGGUCCGGGCCGCUGUGGGUGCUGCUGGUGGGCAUCAUCUCGGGCUCACGGGCUCAGCAGGGCAUCCAGCCCCAGUCCAUCAAGAUCGAGGGCGACAUCACUCUGGGCGGGCUGUUCCCCGUGCACUCCCGCGGGCCGGCCGGGGUGCCCUGUGGUGAGGUCAAGAGAGAGAAGGGGAUCCACCGACUGGAGGCCAUGCUGUACGCCCUGGACCAGAUCAACAGCGACCCGGACCUGCUGCCCAACAUCACUCUGGGGGCGCGGAUACUGGACACCUGCUCCAGAGACACCUACGCCCUGGAGCAGUCGCUCACGUUCGUCCAGGCCCUCAUCCAGAAGGACACCUCAGACGUCCGCUGCUCAAACGGAGAGCCCCCCAUCAUCCCAAAGCCAGAGAGGGUGGUCGGGGUGAUCGGGGCGUCUGGCAGCUCGGUGUCCAUCAUGGUGGCCAAUGUGCUCAGACUGUUUUCGAUCCCCCAGAUCAGUUACGCCUCCACUGCUCCGGAGCUGAGCGACAACAGCCGCUAUGAGUUCUUCUCCCGCGUGGUGCCUCCCGACUCCUACCAGGCCCAGGCCAUGGUGGACAUCGUCAAAGCCAUGGGCUGGAACUACGUCUCCACGCUGGCCUCCGAGGGAAACUACGGAGAGAGCGGCGUCGAUGCCUUCCUCCAGAUAUCCAGAGAAGCAGGAGGGCUGUGUAUCGCACAGUCCAUAAAGAUUCCCAGAGAGCCCAGACCAGGGGAGUUCGAAAAAAUCAUCAAGAGACUAAUGGAGACCUCCAACGCUCGUGGCGUUAUAAUCUUUGCCAACGAGGACGACAUCAAACGGGUAUUGCAGGCUGCCAAAAAGGCCAACCUGACAGGACACUUCCUGUUUGUUGGCUCCGACAGCUGGGGGGCCAAAAACUCCCCGAUUCAAGACCAGGAAGACGUGGCUGAGGGGGCCGUCACCAUCCUUCCAAAGAGAGCUUCUAUCGAUGGGUUUGACCAGUACUUCGCCACGAGAUCUCUGGAAAACAACAGGAGGAACAUCUGGUUUGCAGAAUUCUGGGAAGACGACUUCAAGUGCAAACUAACUCGUCCUGGUAUAAAAUAUGAACCUGGUAGAAGAAAAUGUACAGGGGAAGAAAGAAUCAGUCAGGACUCUCAGUACGAGCAGGAGGGCAAGGUGCAGUUUGUGAUAGAUGCUGUGUAUGCCAUGGCCCACGCCUUACACAGCAUGCACCUGGACCUCUGCCCCGGCUCCAUGGGCGUCUGUGAGAAGAUGGACCCCGUGGAGGGACGGAUGCUCUUACAAUACAUACGCUCUGUCAACUUCAAUGGCAGCGCAGGAACUGGAGUGAUGUUCAAUGAGAAUGGAGACGCUCCUGGACGGUACGACAUCUUCCAGUACCAACUGUCUAAUGUCAGCAACCCCGGAUACAAGGAUAUCGGUCAAUGGACGAACCACCUCCGAAUCAAUCCUGAGGAGAUGCAGUGGUCAGGAGGUGACCGGAAGGUCCCCGAGUCGGUGUGCAGUUUCCCCUGCGAGUCUGGUGAGCGGAAGAAAAUGGUGAAGGGCGUCCCCUGCUGCUGGCACUGCGAGCUCUGCGACGGCUAUCAGUACCUCCUGGAUGAGUUCUCCUGCGACAUGUGCCCCUUCGACAUGAGGCCCUUGAAGAACCGCACGGGCUGCCGGUCCACGCCCAUCAUCAAGCUGGAGUGGAGCUCUCCCUGGGCCAUCAUCCCCGUCUUCCUGGCCAUUCUGGGCAUCCUGGCCACCAGCGGCGUCAUCGCAACCUUCAUCCGCUUCAACGACACGCCCAUUGUCCGGGCGUCCGGCAGGGAGCUCAGCUACGUGUUGCUGACAGGCAUCUUCCUCAUCUACCUCAUCACCUUCCUCAUGAUAGCUGAGCCCAGCGUGGCCGUGUGCGCCUUCCGCAGGCUGCUGCUGGGUCUCGGCAUGUGCAUCAGCUACGCUGCCAUGCUCACCAAGACCAACCGGAUUUACCGCAUCUUUGAACAGGGCAAGAAGUCGGUCACGCCCCCAAAAUUCAUCAGCCCCACCUCUCAGCUGAUUAUCACCUUCAUACUCAUCUCAGUGCAGGUACUUGGGGUGUUCAUCUGGUUUGGUGUGAUGCCCCCCCACACCAUCAUCGACUAUGAGGAGCAGAAGCCUCCAAACCCAGAGUUUGCCCGCGGCGUCCUCAAGUGUGACAUGUCCGACUUGUCCCUCAUCUUAUGUCUGAGCUACAGUAUUGUACUGAUGAUCACCUGCACGGUGUACGCCAUCAAGAGCAGAGGGGUUCCCGAAACCUUCAAUGAGGCCAAGCCCAUUGGCUUCACCAUGUACACGACCUGCAUCAUCUGGUUGGCUUUCGUACCCAUCUUCUUUGGCACAGCGCAGUCGACUGAGAAGAUGUUCAUCCAGACCACCACCCUGACGGUGUCCAUGAGCCUGAGCGCCACCGUGUCCCUGGGCAUGCUCUACAUCCCCAAGGUGUACGUCAUCAUCUUCCACCCGGAGCAGAACGUGCAGAAGAGGAAGCGCAGCUUCAAAGCCGUGGUGCAGGCAGCCACCGUGUCCACGCACCUGUCCCAGAAGUCCAACGACAAACAGAACGGAGAGUCCAAGAUCGAGCCGGACAGAUCACAGUGAAGCGGCACGGAACGGCGCCACGCUUUCAUCACCUCACGUAAGGAGCCCACGGAUGUGCUGGUUGACGGUCUUGUUGGCUGGAUUCGUUCUUGUCACUUCUUCCCCUCAACUACGGAUUUAAAACACCAGCAAACGCGUUCUCGGUUUCUUUUCACACUUAAAAUUUCUCAGAACUACUACACCUGGAAUGGAGCACAAAAGGAAACAAAAAGGCUCACCCUAAAAAAGGGGCAGCUUAUUUCUUUUUUUUUACACUUUGCACAAUGAUUUUCCCAUGUAACAUGAUCCACAAAUACACCUGACACUGACAAAGGGUUAUUGUUGGCUCGAACUCUCCUUGGGAAAUGCUGAGUAGGAAAAAAAUAAGAUGCGCUUAAAUGGCGACCUUUGCCCUACAGGAAGAUGUACGUGUGUGUGGAGUCCCUCGGGGCCGAUGAAAUGUUGUUUGUCGUCUCCAAAAGCACUGCAUGGAUUGUGUGUUUAUGUGUACAUGAAUGUCUUGAGAGAUUGUUUGUAUGGGGUAUCGUGACUUUUUCUUCUGAUUGCACUGGAAGGAAGUAGCUUUUAAAGGGCACCACCGCGUCCUGUUACUAUUUCUGAUGUACACCUGUGGGAAGGUAGAAUCAAUCACUACACUGAAACCACUUGUGGCAGAACCUUUCAAUAACCAAUCUCUAACACGACACGGCAUUUUGCUGACAUCUGUGUUAUGUGUACAAUCAGUUUUAACUUAUGCCGAUUCUCACUGUGGAAACUGUAAAUUCAAAACACUGUACACAAGUGACUGUGAACAGGAAAUGUAUCUUUAUCUUCUGGUACGAAUUCCACAGCAGGGAAAGACUACGUUUGGCAUUUCCCUAUAUUGUUCCUCAAAUUAUCAAGCAGUUAUGUAUGGCAACAUGCCAAACUCAAACACAAGCUGCUGUUACGUUCAUGCAUGGAGAACCUCGUCAGAAAGCUUCACUGCAUCAGUUGAAUUUGAUUUUGUGCCAUGAAUGCUUUUCUAUAAAUACAAAAAAUUUCUCAUUUCUGCAAAUAUUGUAAAACAUUUAGCAUGAGGCAAAGUCCUGAAUUUGACAACAGUCCCUUAUUUACCUGUGUAUUAUUUGCUGUGGGCUUUUUUUUGUUACUUGAUCAUGAUGUACAUUGUACAACUCAGGUUUUACUGAAGGUGUUUGGACAAAUGUCUUGUCUCAAGGAUUUACCUCCUGUACUGGUGCAGCUGUGAGAAA
This is a messenger RNA of Scophthalmus maximus (turbot), 4360 nucleotides long. RefSeq names its product glutamate receptor, metabotropic 6b (gene grm6b). The transcript is spliced from 11 exons. The coding region runs from base 351 to 3128 and encodes 925 amino acids. The record is from RefSeq and is a predicted model, not a curated record. Gene Ontology annotation, molecular function: adenylate cyclase inhibiting G protein-coupled glutamate receptor activity. Gene Ontology annotation, biological process: regulation of synaptic transmission, glutamatergic; G protein-coupled glutamate receptor signaling pathway. Lineage: Eukaryota; Metazoa; Chordata; Actinopteri; Pleuronectiformes; Scophthalmidae. Gene Ontology annotation, cellular component: membrane.